Messenger RNA from Penicillium waksmanii, 2976 nucleotides. RefSeq names its product SPX and EXS domain-containing protein. The record is from RefSeq and is a predicted model, not a curated record. Gene Ontology annotation, molecular function: inositol hexakisphosphate binding. Gene Ontology annotation, biological process: cellular response to phosphate starvation; phosphate ion transport. Gene Ontology annotation, cellular component: plasma membrane; cytoplasm; Golgi apparatus. The transcript is spliced from 9 exons. The coding region runs from base 1 to 2976 and encodes 991 amino acids. NCBI's taxonomy places the organism in Eukaryota, Fungi, Ascomycota, Eurotiomycetes, Eurotiales, Aspergillaceae.
AUGAAAUUCGCCAAAGAGCUGGAGCAGGACUUGGUUCCUGAGUGGCGGGCAAAGUAUCUCGACUAUAAGGGCGGUAAAAAGAAGAUCAAGGCCAUCACUCGUGCUCUUCAAAAAUCCCAUCGGAGCCCUCGUACCCCAUCAUUUCGGCAACCCGCCCCUCCUUCUUCCCAUGCCGCAACGGAUUCGUUAGCCCCCUCUGCCUCCGACAAAGAUAUCGAUGCGACAACAAGACCCCUAGGACAGCCCCCCCAAGGUUCGCGCCCAAAAUCAAUUCCAAGGAGUGAACGACAGCCACUGAGGACCCCAGGAUCUCGAUUUUCAGACGCCGUUGGCAGCUAUGGAAGCAUUCUCGCCACCCCACCCCAAGUCGCACCCGCAUCGGAAUCAGGAUCGUUUGAGCUGCCCGACCCUGCGCUUGACCCAGAAGAGGAUUUUAUACCCCCCCAGGCCACCCCGUCGGGACAUCAAGACUCCCGCGCCGUGCUACCUUCGAUGCUCCACCUCCCCUUCUCGAUAACGACGGCUCGCCUGAUCAGAUCCCCCCCGCUCGCUCGACAACCAACCGCCCAGAGUCCCGAUGGCGGGGCCCUUACUAAAACCAGCUCGGUUAAACGGACUUCGCAGCUGCUCCGGCGUGUUCUGUCUCAUGCCGAAGUUGAAACUCUUGGUAAAAGAGCGGCGCUGGACCCAGCUGUUGAGGUUGAAAGACGACAGGACGAAUUUCAUGCAUUCCUGGAUGGCGAGCUCCAGAAAAUCGACUCGUUUUAUCUGCUGAAGGAACAAGAGGCUACUGAUCGACUCAAGGUUCUCCGUCGGCAACUGCACGUUAUGAGAGAUCAACGAAUGCAGGAAGUUUUGGCCGCCAAGAAGACAGCGAAAAGGGGUGACUCGGAGGAGCAUCGAAUGAAUGGGUUUGGAAAGCUCAACGGGGCCCGGUUGAAAGACACACUCACCGGGAAGUCUCGUUUUGGGAAAAACUCCCAGGCACUGGCGCAAAUGGCAACGCCAAACAUUAAUGCCCGAGACCGGGAGUUCAUCCAGAACAGAAGGGAUUUCAUGCGGCGGCAGGAUCCGCCAAACGAUGUGUCGUACCGGUCUGCUAAAAGGAAGCUGAAACAUGCCCUUCAGGAAUUCUAUCGUGGAAUCGAACUUUUGAAGGGCUACGCUUAUCUGAACCGAACGGCCUUCCGUAAGAUCAACAAAAAAUACGACAAAGCCGUGAAUGCUCGACCACCACUCCGAUACAUGUCGGAACGAGUUAACAAAGCGACUUUUGUACAGAGCGAAGUCAUCGAGAGUCUGAUGGUGGCCGUGGAAGAUUUAUACGCCCGGUAUUUCGAACGUGGUAACCGUAAAGUGGCGGUUUCGAAGCUUCGACAGAAGAUGAAGAAGUCGGGCGAUUACUCGCAGAGUACAUUCCGCUCUGGUCUUCUGCUGAUGGCCGGCACACUCUUCGCGAUCCAGGGACUGGUGUAUGCGUCCGAUCGUCUCGGUUCUUCUGAGGUGUCCGAAAAGGUUCGGACGAGUUAUUUAUUGCAGAUAUACGGGGGCUAUUUCCUCAUUGUUUUUCACGUCCUGCUAUUUUGUCUGGACUGCAUGAUAUGGACAAAGUCGAAGAUUAACUAUGCAUUUGUUUUUGAAUAUGAUACCAGGCACACCUUAGAGUGGCGCCAAUUGUUAGAGAUUCCUUCGUUUUUUAUGUUCCUCAUGGGUCUUUUCAUGUGGCUUAAUUUUUCAUGGAUGAAUUCCAUGUACAUAUACUGGCCGGUUGUACUUAUCGGACUGUCUGUCUUUAUCGUUUUCCUGCCCGCUCGCGUGUUGUAUCACCGCAGCCGCAAGUGGUUUGCCUUUUCAAAUUGGCGACUUUUGCUUGCUGGGAUAUAUCCUGUUGAGUUCCGUGAUUUCUUCCUCGGCGAUAUGUUUUGUUCUCAAACUUAUGCGAUGGGAAACAUUGAACUGUUUUUCUGUCUGUACGCCUCAUACUGGACGAAUCCUGCCAAAUGCAACUCCAACCACUCUAGACUGCUGGGAUUUUUCACCUGCCUCCCGGCGGUUUGGCGAGCAUUCCAGUGCAUUCGUCGAUAUGCCGAUACCAAGAAUGCCUUCCCUCACCUGCUUAACUUAGGGAAGUAUAUUUUUAGUGUUCUGUACUACGCAACCCUGAGCAUGUAUCGCAUCGACCGCUAUACGAGAUUCCAGGCGUCAUUCAUUACCUUCGCUCUUCUUAAUGCCGUUUAUACCUCAGUCUGGGAUUUGAUCAUGGAUUGGAGUCUGGGUAACCCAUACGCCAAGAACCCACUCCUGCGUGAGGUCAUUGCCUUCCGACGAGUCUGGGUUUACUACGCAGCCAUGGUGCUAGAUGUCGUGAUUCGAUUCAACUGGAUCGUCUACGCCAUUUGGUCUCAUGACAUUCAGCACUCAGCAGUCCUCAGCUUUGUUGUUGCACUCUCCGAAAUUUUCCGUCGUGGUGUGUGGUCCAUCUUCCGGGUGGAGAAUGAACAUUGUACGAAUGUGCUCUUGUUCCGAGCUUCAAGGGAUGUACCUCUUCCUUACGAAAUUCCGGAUAUUCCAACGCCCGGUUUGGACGGCCCUCAGCCGGACGAUGUGCAGUUGCAAGAACAGCAGCAUGUCGCGACGCCAUUCCUUCAGCCAGCAGAUAUCGAACAGGGAGCCCGGCCUACAUCCAGUCUACGUGCUCGGAACGGACGCCCCUCUGCUGGCAUCAUUCGCGUCGGCACUAUUGUUGCCUCGGCACAUGCCCAGGACUUCCAGCGCCGUAGGCUCCCGACUUACAUGUCCAACGCUAGCAUGUCUCAUGAGAUACACCACACUCCAGACGACUCCACUGAUGAGGAUGAGGAUGCCGCAUUGACUACCGACGAUGAUUCUGGAUCCGUCGCCGAUGUUGCGCAUGAUGAACCACAACUACCGCCUACUGAACGGCAGUCCCCAACCAUGCGCCGCAUCGUCGAGUAG